GUUGAAAUAUCCAACACUUGUAUACUGAAACCCUAGGCCUUUAAAAUCUCCCUGAAGCCGCUCAAUAUAAACCCUAGAAAUAGCGUUUGUUCUCUCCCUUCGUUGUUGUAGCCGUACUUCUGCAAAUCAUCAGAUCCCCAAAUUAAUUUUCAGCAGAAAUGAAGGUUAUCGCUGCUUACUUGCUUCUUGUUUUGGGUGGAAACACCGCACCUACAGCUGAGGAUAUCAAGGGAGUCCUUGGAUCAGUUGGAGCUGAUUGCGAUGACUCAAGAAUUGAGUUGCUCCUUACUCAAGUCAAGGGUAAGGACAUAACUGAACUUAUUGCAUCUGGAAGGGAGAAGUUGGCCUCCGUCCCCUCAGGAGGUGGUGCUCCAAUGGCUGUUGCUGCAUCUGGUGGUGGCAGUGCUGCUGCACCUGCUGCUGCAGAGCAGAAGAAGGAAGAGAAGGUUGAAGAGAAAGAAGAGUCUGAUGAUGAUAUGGGUUUCAGUCUAUUCGACUGAGGAAGUUGGCUUCUCUCCAGAUGUAGUCUCAUCUUCUCAAGUUCCAAAUUCUACAUAUUUGUUUCCUGGCGAUGUUUUUCUCUUCUUUUAUGUUUUACUAAUUUUGGUUUAGGUAGGGAAACCUAGUGAGACAAGUUUGGAAAGUAAUGUUGAAUUUGAAUUACAAAACCAAUUUUGUGAAAGUUUUGGUUAAAUAUUUCUGUUGUGUUCAUUACUCAAUUUAUUUGAUGUUGUCUGCCUGUUCUUAACAA
Papaver somniferum (opium poppy) is the source of this 751-nucleotide messenger RNA. Its product is annotated as 60S acidic ribosomal protein P2-2-like. The record is from RefSeq and is a predicted model, not a curated record. Gene Ontology annotation, molecular function: structural constituent of ribosome. Gene Ontology annotation, biological process: cytoplasmic translational elongation. The transcript has 4 exons. The coding region runs from base 159 to 500 and encodes 113 amino acids. NCBI's taxonomy places the organism in Eukaryota, Viridiplantae, Streptophyta, Magnoliopsida, Ranunculales, Papaveraceae. Gene Ontology annotation, cellular component: ribosome; cytosolic large ribosomal subunit.